GAUUGCACGGCAGUAUUCACGCGAAUUUCCAGAAAGUAGGUCGACAAAAGCGGUCGAGAGAACGGAAUAUACUACAGAUACUUAUCAAGGCCUACUUGAAAAAAAUAUUUUAUUUUUCUGUGAAGUAAAUAAUUAAUAAGGGAUAACUCCAAGGAUAAUAAUAAGCUUGCGAGUGUCACCCACACACACACACAUAUAAAGUGAGAUAUAAAGAGAGAGAGAGAGUGGAAGUGAGUGAUACUGUCACGUUGCUUCAAUAAAACAGCAACAGUUGCCUUAAGGCGGCGAGAGAGAGCCGGAGAGCGAGAACCGCAUUAUCAUAUUGCAAAAAAAAAGGCAAAAACAACUGCAACAACAGAGUGUAAAAAAUCAGAAAACAAAACAAUCUCGUGGCCCCUUACAACUUACAUAAACAACAACGUUCGUAACGGGUAUAUAGUGCUUAUUAAUAAGUGCCGGUCGGUCGCCAGAGCGAGAAAAAGAAAACACACACACACUGACACACACACAAAUACAUAUACGGAGAGAAAAAACAAUAACAAUCCGGACUCUGGGAGUGGAGAGCACGUUGCACAAAAUAAAUAUAUAAAAAUAAAUAAAAAAAAAAACAAAGUAAUCGCAGCGUAAACAAAGCCGGGCAUUAGAAACAACAAAAAUGUACACCUGGAAUGUUUCGAUUUCGGUUUAAUUUUAGACUCGCUCAAUAUUACGCAUACGUAGCGUUGCACCAGAUGGUUUUCAUUUCACCAUUUCAUGGUUUUCAAAUGGGGAUCUAUCAGGAUUUAACAAUUUUCAAUGCGGAGUAUUGAAUUCAAGGCUUCAAUUCUUGAUCUCAAGACUUUGCCUUUUGAGACUUGAAUAUUUUGCAUAUUGCUUAUACGCCUGGUGGGCUUUGAGUCAUUUUGUUUCGCUUUUAUGCAACAAAGUCAUUAAUUAAAGUGUGAAAUAUUACUCAUUGUAAGAGCAACUCGUACAUUUUAAGAUCAGCUAGUACAGCUUGGCUUUGGUCACACUAAUUUUAAGGAAAAAGAAUGGGAAAAGUUUCUAAGAAAUAUUACUCAUACGCACUGUAUUUUUUUUUGCUUUAAAUGCAGUUUUGGUCAUACUAUUUCACACUUUAUAAUUGGAACAAGUUUUUAUUGUUUUAUUUUUAUAUUUUUUCUGUUUUUCUGUUCUGUCACUGAGAUAAAAAAGUUACUCAUACGCCCUGUGUUAGUUCUGCUUCAUAAACACUUUUGGUCACACUAAUUAUAGAAAAGUCGCAGUUAUUGUCUGGAAAUUAAAAAAUUAUUACGUGAGGAAGUCUGCGCGUCUGGAUUAUCCAACUAUCUAUGUCCUUGUGACGCAGACACCCCCGUGUAACCUAAUCCUGUGGGGUUAUGACCUUUUACGACUUCUGACAGACUCUACUCUAGUUUAUAUAAACGUCGCAUUUUGUCAACACGCCGCCCUUCAUCUCUGACGCCGAAAAGUGCUGAUUAUGCAUCACACUUUGUUGCAUGCAUCCUGGGAAUUAUGUUAUGUCUCAGAUUCCAAUUUUGGCCAGCGAAUCUGGUUCUUGGUUGCAUAAUGGCUCUUAUUAUUUUGCCUUUUUAUUUUGCUCUUGUGUUUAUGUUAUGUAAGCAUUAUUCUGGCAUUCUUGUGAUGGGGAAUUUAUGUAAUUAAAGGGAACUCAUCCCACACGUGUAUGUUUUUUUGGGAAAUGUGAUAUGCGCGAUUAGCGAAUAGUGCUGCGAUUCUAGAAUUACAUAAAGCCCUUUGUCAUUAUUCAGCAGAAAUCAUAAGAUAAGAUACAAAUUUAUGUAUUUAUUUUUAGAUUUAAAUUUAAAUUGGGUUAUCAGCCAUCUUAUCUGUCUAUCUAUGCUUCUGUCUGUCUUUCUAUCUUUCUAUCCAACUAUCUUUCUAUCUGGCACUGCGUAUCUGUGAGUGUGUAUCUGUGAGGCUUAGUUGCCCCUGUAUGUGUCAUCGCCUGUUGCUGCACGUGAAUGCAACUGAUUGGCACUCCCUCUUGCCCCAUUCCCGUCCCUCCUGUACGUUGCGUGUCGGCUCCUAAUUAUUCUGCCGCUGACGCAGUUGCCAUUAGGACAUUAUGCCACCAAUCAGGUGUUAAUCAAGGUGUCGGCCACCAAUUAGCCGGUCCAUAACCAUUAUGAUCAGUGCGAUUCGAGUGUUUAUGCCACUCGGAAAUUCGAUGCCAAUUGUUAUUGGAGGGGGAGUGUGGGUGGAAGGUGGCUGGUUUCUGGUUUCUGGUUCUAAUAAUGAUAUUUAAUGACUGCCUCAGGGUCUUAUUACUAUAGAAAAUAAAUGAAAAAUCAGAGAAGACUUUUUAGCCACUUGUGAUGAACUCUCUUGGCAACUCGAAAAUGUUCUCAAACCUUUCGAAACUCUUUUCAAAUAUUUUUCAGAAUGGCAACGUUUUAAAUGGCCUUGCUUAUUGACCUUCUUAAAACCGAAUUCAGUAAACUAUCGCUGGGAUCAUCCCAAUAUAUAAAUAUCACCGCUACGAUUGGAAGUUCAGAGAACUCGAAUACGAUGGAGGGCGGCGAGUCAACGGAAUCGAAUCACAACACCAAGGUGUCCGAUUCGGCAUAUUCGAACAGUUGCAGCAACAGUCAGUCGCAGCGCAGUGGCAGCUCCAAGUCUCGACUCAGCGGAAGUCACUCCUCGGGCAGCAGCGGCUAUGGAGGCAAGCCCUCCACCCAGGCAUCCAGUAAUGACAUGAUCAUCAAGCGGAAUAAGGACAAGUCCCGCAAGAAGAAGAAGACCAAAGCCCAGACCCUCGCCCAGACCCAGACCCAGGAACAGAGCCGGGCCAGCAUAUCCCAGGCGGGAACAAGCUCUCUGAAAAGCCGGACAGCCGGGCAGCAGUCCGAGGAGGGAACCGCCACCACACCCAGCUGCAGUGACCCAAAGCUGCGGCCCGAACAAGACCAGAAGCCGGGUGCUCGUCCCCACAAGCUAGAGGAACGUCUGGGGGCCGAGGAAGAGGAGGAGGAAGAGGUGGAGGUCUCUGGCUCGGAGGAGGAGGCCGAGGGCGGGGAGUGCGAGGGCCGCGAAUCCAAGUCAGAGCCAACCCAGACAUUCCCCACACCCUCGCCCAUGUCGGUGACGACGCUGCCCACCUCCCUGAGCGGUGUCAUCGGAGGCAACAGUUGCCACGUCGGAGUUUCCGGCACAGAUUCCGGCAUCGGAGGCGGCGGGAAGUCGGAGAAGACCUGCGAGUCGGCCCCGGGAAAGCUGGAGACAGUGGCCGGAGUGGGAGGAGCAGCCGGAGCUGCCCGGGCCGAACGCGUCAAGGAGGAUAGCUUCUGCUGUGUCAUCUCCAUGCACGAUGGCAUCGUCCUGUACACCACGCCCAGCAUCACCGACGUCCUGGGCUUUCCGCGCGACAUGUGGCUGGGUCGCUCCUUCAUCGACUUUGUCCACCUGAAGGACCGGGCCACCUUCGCCAGCCAGAUAACCACUGGCAUUCCCAUUGCCGAAUCUCGGGGCAGCACCCCCAAGGACGCCAGGAGCACAUUCUGUGUGAUGCUGCGUCGCUAUCGUGGCCUCAACUCUGGAGGAUUCGGAGUGAUUGGACGCUCUGUCAGCUACGAGCCCUUCCGCCUGGGACUCACUUUCCGGGAGGCGCCCGAAGAGGCCAGGCCGGACAACUACAUGGUCUCCAAUGGCACCAACAUGCUCCUCGUCAUCUGUGCCACGCCCAUCAAGAGCAGCUAUCGCGUUCCCGACGAGAUCCUCUCGCAGAAGAGUCCCAAGUUCGCCAUUCGCCACACGGCCACUGGCAUCAUCUCCCACGUGGACAGUGCGGCGGUCAGUGCCUUGGGGUAUCUGCCGCAGGACCUCAUCGGCCGCAGCAUCAUGGACUUCUACCACCACGAGGACCUGGCCGUCAUGAAGGAGACCUACGAGACGGUGAUGAAGAAGGGCCAGACGGCCGGAGCCUCCUUCUGCAGCAAGCCGUAUCGGUUCUUGAUCCAAAACGGGUGCUACGUCCUCCUCGAAACAGAGUGGACCAGCUUCGUGAAUCCCUGGUCGCGGAAGCUGGAGUUUGUGGUCGGCCAUCAUAGAGUUUUCCAAGGACCCAAACAGUGCAAUGUUUUUGAAACAGCUCCCAUUUGCAAGUUGAAAAUCUCAGAGGAGGCCCAAGGCCGGAAUGCCAGGAUCAAGGAGGACAUUGUCAAGCUACUGGCGGAGACUGUGUCUCGUCCUUCGGACACUGUCAAGCAGGAAGUCUCCCGUCGCUGCCAGGCCCUGGCCAGCUUCAUGGAAACCCUCAUGGACGAGGUAUCUCGCGCGGAUCUGAAGCUGGAGCUGCCCCACGAGAACGAGCUGACCGUCUCGGAGCGGGACAGCGUCAUGCUGGGGGAGAUCUCGCCCCACCACGACUACUACGACAGUAAGAGUUCCACGGAGACGCCGCCAAGCUACAACCAGUUGAACUACAACGAGAACCUGCUGCGCUUCUUCAACAGCAAGCCGUUGACCGCGCCCCUGGAGUUCGAUCCGCCAAAGAUCACCACAGUGACCGCCGUGUCCGGCGCCCACGACUCGCCCUAUGCGGACGCCCACCGCAGCAACCUGAGCCCGGUCCACGGAUUCGGCUUCGAGGGCAGCGGCGGCAGCGGUUCGUCCGGGAACUUCACCACCGGCAGCAAUGUCCACAUGAGCAGUGUGACCAAUACCAGCAAUGCGGGAACUGGAGGCACAGGAACGAACACAGGAACCAACACGGGAACGGGAACAGGCACGGGAACUGGAACAGGAACAGGGACAGGCACGGGAACAGGAACAGGGACAGGUACAGGGACUGGAACAGGGACCGGGACAGGAACUGGAAAGGGAGCUGGGGCGGGUACAGGAACGGCCACUAAUGAAACAGCUGGUCCUGGAACCACAACCACCACCACGACCAGGAGCACCACCACAGCCGCCACCGCCGCCUCCCCGCCCGUGACCCUUACCGAGUCCUUGCUGAACAAGCACAACGACGAGAUGGAGAAGUUCAUGCUGAAGAAGCAUCGCGAGUCGCGCGGCAGGUCCGGAGAUAAGUCCAAGAAGUCGGCCAACGAGUCCUCCACCCUCAAGAUGCUGGAGUACAGUGGCCCGGGGCACGGGAUCAAGCGCGGUGGCUCCCACUCCUGGGAGGGCGAGGCCAACAAACCGAAGCAGCAACUGACCCUGAGCAGUGUGGGCGUGGGCGUGGGCAUGGACACGCCCAAGGCAGUGCCCGUGAACAAUGCAGGAGUUGGAAGCGGAGGAGCGGGCGUGGCGGGCGGAGGACUCUGCAGUGGCGGUGGCAUCUCCGUGGGAACAGGCACAACUGGUGUAGGAGGCGGAGUCAAUCUCGCUAAUGGCUCCGUGGGCAGCUCCACGCCCGGACCAUCCAACUCGCAGUACCAGACGAGCAGCAUGUCCUGCACCCAGAACAUCAAUCUCUGGCCACCGUUCUCCGUGGGCAUCACCACGCCGGUGCACUCCACCCACACGGCCAUGGCCCAGAGCAGCUUCUCCUCGGCGGCAGCCGGACUGUUCCCCACCUUCUACUACAUACCGGCCGCCUCGCUGCCGCCCUCUGCCGGAUCCAAGCAGCAGCAUCCCCACCAGCACGGCCCCACCCACUCUCAUCCGCACUCCAAUCCCCACAAGAGCGUCGACCAGCCGAGCACCUCGCAGCAAGCGGCGGCAGCAGCGGCGGCGGCCACCAUGCCCCUCCAGUACAUGGCCGGGGUGAUGUAUCCGCAUCCGUCGCUCUUCUACACCCACCCGGCGGCGGCGGCAGCGGCCACUGCGAUGAUGUACCAGCCGAUGCCAUUCCCCGGAAUGGCCAACGCCCUGCCGAUGACCCAGGAGCCGGUGAACGGAGGAGCAGGAGGACAGGGCAGUGGCUUCGGAAAGAGCGUUUUCUCGCCUCAAGUGGUGGUGCCGCCACAACCCUCAACCACCAAGGGACCCAUGCCCGGGGCCUUCCACUCAAUCACGCCCAGCCAGAGAUCCGCCUCGCAGGCCACCUCCGUGAAGGCAGAGCCGGGCUCCAAUGUGGCGCCCUCCGAGUCCUCGAAGAAGGAAGUGCCAGACUCCCCCAUACCCUCGGUCAUGGGAGACUACACCUCGGAUCAGCCCUGCAGCAGCAAUCCCACCAACACCAAGAAAUACACGGAUAGCAAUGGAAACAGUGAUGACAUGGAUGGCUCCAGCUUCUCCUCGUUCUACUCUUCGUUCAUAAAGACCACGGACGGAUCGGAGAGUCCGCCGGACAAUGAAAAGGAUGCCAAGCACCGUAAGCUAAAGAGCAUCAAUUCAUCGGAUAGCAAGAUCAUGGAGCACCCGGAGGGUGACCAGACACAGCACGGAGACGGAUAGCUAAACCCGCGGGUGCUGCUGACCGAUGUACACAACCGGGUGCACAAUGUGACCGAUGUGGAACCCUAGGCGAUCCCCACUGGUCCCCAAAGCAGACACCCAAAACACCAAGGGAUCACAACACUGAAUACCCAUCCGUACAAACACAUUCCACACUAUAUAGACUGGACUUGGGGGGAUGGCAAUCCCUCGGAAAAUAUCCUUCAAGAAUCACUACAAAAGGAUGUUCAACAACAAAGAAAAACAGCGUCAAAAAACUAACAUUUGAAGUUCUCAAAUAUGAAAUAGAAAUAAAUUAAGUUUUUUUUUUUAAAUUAAGAUCUUUAUUUAUUCAGAAUAAAAACAAAACUUCAAAUUUAAUA
Molecule: messenger RNA, 6725 nt
Organism: Drosophila ananassae
Lineage: Eukaryota; Metazoa; Arthropoda; Insecta; Diptera; Drosophilidae
Gene: per
Product: period circadian protein
Exons: 9
Coding region: 2422-6363 (1313 amino acids)
Biological process (GO): negative regulation of transcription by RNA polymerase II; entrainment of circadian clock by photoperiod; circadian regulation of gene expression
Cellular component (GO): cytoplasm; nucleus
Molecular function (GO): transcription corepressor binding; transcription cis-regulatory region binding
Source: RefSeq, a predicted model, not a curated record